Messenger RNA from Letharia columbiana, 1572 nucleotides. RefSeq lists its product as uncharacterized. Gene Ontology annotation, biological process: intracellular mRNA localization. Gene Ontology annotation, molecular function: mRNA binding. Bases 1 to 1572 code for a protein of 523 amino acids. Gene Ontology annotation, cellular component: nuclear outer membrane-endoplasmic reticulum membrane network; endoplasmic reticulum; ribonucleoprotein complex. The transcript is spliced from 3 exons. The record is from RefSeq and is a predicted model, not a curated record. Lineage: Eukaryota; Fungi; Ascomycota; Lecanoromycetes; Lecanorales; Parmeliaceae.
AUGGCAGAUAUCGCAACACCUGCCGCUGCCGCAUUGUCUACAAUAGAUGCCGGCUCAGAGCCAACUCAGAAGCCCCAAAAAACGAAGCCGGAAAAGCCAGAUGAACUGAAAUACAAAGAGAGUCUUGGAAAGGCACAGAAGGAGCAUGCAGCUGCACAAGAAAAAGUGGAUGCCAUCAAGGCCAAGAUCGAUCUCGCUCAACCUCAAAAUAAGGACUCCCCCUCCGGUAAAAGGCAGCAGGAGCUCAAAACGGAACUACAAAAUAUACGACAGCAACAGUCUGGCUUCAAAUCGUCUCGCGGUGGUAUACAAGAGAAGAUUGCAGGUCUUGAUGCUCGGUUGAAGUCUCAAAUUGCAGAACAGAAGACGAAGCGAAGCCAAGUGUCUUGGAAAAACACCGCAGACAUCGAUCAAGAGAUACAACGCCAGGAGAAGGUAGCGGAGUCAAGCAACGCAACGUUGGUCGAUCAGAAGAAAGCUAUAGCACAGAUCUCGAGCCUCCGGAAGCAGAAGAAAGCCUUUGGUGGUUUCGAUGAAGCCCAAAGAGGUAUAGAUAAAGUCAAGGCGGAUAUCGCAGAGCUCAGGAAGCAAUUAGACAACCCAGAGGCCAAAGCGUUAAGUCAAAGAUACGACGAGGCAGACCGGGAGCUGAAGGCUAUCAAAGCUGAGCAGGACGAAGCGUACAAAGGGUUGAAUUCGCUUCGGGAUGAGCGAAGUAAGGCAUAUGCGGAACAGCAAGAGAAAUGGGCCGCGAUGAAAGACAUCAAAGACCAGUACUUCAAGGCGAACAAGUCAUAUCGAGACUGGGACCAAGAGCAGUACAGGAUAAGACAAGAAAAGCAGAAGGCUGAGCGGGAUGCAUACCAGAAAGAAAAGCGGAGAAAGAUCGCGGACAAGAAAUUAGAAGAGGCCAGUGAGCCUGCCUAUAUGGAUGAGAUACUGACAGCGGAGGGCUUGAUGCGCUACUUCGACCCGUCAUCACCUGAAGCAUCGAAAUCGCUACGAGGUCCCAGCGGGUUUGCGGCCGAGGCACAGAGAAGCGUGGAUGCGAAUUCCGACUUCAAGGGGACGAGAAUAUCCAAGAAGGAGGAUCGCGAGGAUACCUACUUUAUGGGGACCGGUGGCAAGAAGGGCAAGAAGGGCAAGAAGGGAAGCGUUGCUGGCUCGCCUGCACCUGGGACGCCUACGGAGGGCAAAUUCAAUCUGAGCAUUGGCAUCAUUGAAGAGCUCGCCAAGGUCAAUAUAGAGCCGCCGAUGAGCCAGGCCGGUGUGCCUAGUGUCGUUGAGAAGCUCAAGGAGAAAAGGGAUCAUUGGAAGAAAGACCAAGAAAGGAAGACUAAGGAGAACGUUGAAAAGGCGCAGAAAGAGAUCGACCGUCUCGAAGCUGAAGCUAAAGAACCCCAGCAUUCGACUCCCAGCCGGCGAACCCACGAUCAGGCCAGGAAGCCUGCUACAGCCAACCACUCGGUUAAUGGUACUGCAUCUGCUGAGACAGAGCUUGCGCAAGAAAAAGACGCUGCGGCCGAUGUGACUGAGGAUCUUGAGAAGGCUUCCGUUGAGGAUAAGCAAUAG